CGACCUGACUGGAGUUGCUUCGAAGUGGCAACACCAACGGUUUUUCGGUGUUCGGUUAUUGGAUUAUCGGAUUUUCAGUGAAGUUCUGUGCAGUUGAGCUUAAAAUAAGUUACUAAAAUGUAGCAAUAUGGUCUGAUGAAGCAUCUGUGGAUGUUUAGUGAAAGAAGAAAGUAAAUCUACAAGUUCCUGAAGAAGUGCUACACCUUAAUUUAAUUAGUGAUAUUGUAUAACCGGAAAACUGGCCAUGAAUCAUUGUUUUUAGUGAAAAAUCAACAAAUCUAGCCAAUCAAUGUUACAAGUUGUUGUAUAAGUGUUUAAUAAAAAAAAGAAGUUACUUUGUUGAAGCGAUCGAUUCGCGAAUCCUUAGCAAAUUUAAUUAAGAGUGUAAUUACGAAGAUAAAUCCCUCCUAUGGGAAUUGAAGCCACCGCUAAAUCCCUAAACAGUGUGUUAAAUCAGCGUAAAAUCCGCUCAGGAAUCGAUAAUCCACCAAAAACCCGGUCCGCGACUCCAAUGGUUGUCCGCGGGCCACGAAUCGAUAUCGAGGAGGAUUAAAGUGUGACCAAGCCAAGCCAUAAACCAGCGCAGCCGCCGCCAUGCUGAAAAAGCCGACCGAGUCCCGGGAGAACCUGGUCAGGUCGGCGGGCUCGCUAGCCUCGACGAUGGCGGGCGAUGGCGGGGACGCGGAAGCGGAUAACCGCUCUCUCAAGAGUUCCGUGUCGGUGUUCGAUCGUGAGGUGCCGGACAUCAUCCUGACCCAGACGGAGAAGAAGUUCCUCCUGAGCGCAGAACGGGGAGAUUGCGCAACGGUUCGGAGAAUCAUCACGGAGUACAAGAACGAUCCGGACGAGUUCGACAUAAACUGCGUGGACCCGCUGAACCGUUCCGCGUUGAUAGCGGCCAUCGAGAACGAAAAUAUCGAACUCAUUCGGCUGCUGUUGCAGUCCGGAAUUCGCGUUCAAGAUGCCCUCCUCCACGCCAUCAAGGAGGAGUACGUGGAAGCGGUGGAAACGUUACUGCUGUGGGAGGAGGAAAACCACGUGCCCGGAGAUCCCUACAGUUGGGAAGCCGUGGACCGGUCCUCUUCCUCGUUCACCGCCGACAUCACGCCGCUGAUUUUGGCCGCCCACAAGAACAACUACGAGAUCCUGAAGAUUCUGCUCGACCGAGGGGCGUCCCUGCCGAUGCCUCACGAUGUGCGCUGUGGAUGCGACGAGUGUGUAACGUCGAGCGAGCAGGACUCCCUCCGCCACUCCCAGUCACGUAUCAACGCGUACCGGGCGCUCUCGUCCAGCUCGCUGAUUGCGCUCAGCUCGAAGGAUCCGAUCUCGACGGCGUUCCACCUGUCCUGGGAGCUGCGCCGGCUCAGCCGCAUGGAGUCCGAAUUUCGGGCGGAGUACUCGACCAUGCGCCUCAACGUGCAGGAAUUUGCCACCUCGCUGCUCGACCACGCCCGCACCUCGAACGAGCUCGAAAUCAUGCUGAACUACAGCCCGGGCGAGAUCGACAACUGGGAGCCCGGCGAGCGGCAAACGCUGGAACGGCUCAAGCUAGCGCUCAAGUUCAAGCAGAAAUUGUUUGUAGCCCACCCCAACGUCCAGCAGCUGCUGGCAGCGAUCUGGUACGAGGGGCUGCCCGGCUUCCGGCGGAAAUCCCCGAUGGGCCAGAUCAUGCAGGUGGCCAAGCUGGGCGCCAUGUUCCCGGUGUACAGCCUGAUCUACAUGGUGCUGCCCAACUCCGCGAUGGGGCAGUUUAUGAAGAAACCGUUCGUCAAGUUUAUCGUUCAUUCGGCCAGUUAUGCGUUCUUUUUGAUGCUUCUCUGUGGUGCCUCGCAACGGAUCGAGCUGCAGGCGCUGGAGCUGUUCGGCAACGAGUGGCUCCAGGGAAUCGUCCGGGAAUGGAAACGGAAAGAGCGCGGAUCGCUGCCGGGGCUGUGCGAGUGCUUUGUGAUACUGUACGUGGUGGGGCUGAUAUGGCACGAGAUAAAGUCGCUCUGGAACGACGGGUUGCUCGAGUACGUGUCCGAUCUGUGGAACAUUGUGGACUUUAUCUCGAACUCGUUCUACAUCGGCUGGAUUAGCUUGCGGUUCACGUCCUGGUUUACGGUUUGGCGCGAUGCCAACAUGGGCCUCAACCCGUGGUACCCCCGCGAGCAGUGGGACCCCUUCGAUCCGAUGCUGCUUUCGGAGGGUGCGUUCGCCGCCGGCAUGAUCUUCUCCUUCCUCAAGCUGGUGCACAUCUUCUCGAUCAACCCGCAUCUGGGACCGCUGCAGGUUUCGCUCGGCCGCAUGAUCAUCGACAUCAUCAAGUUCUUCUUCAUCUACACGCUGGUCCUGUUCGCCUUCGGGUGUGGCCUCAACCAGCUGCUGUGGUACUACGCCGUGCUGGAGAAGAACAAGUGCUACCAUCUGCCGUCCGGGUUGCCAGACUUUGAGAACUUUGAAAAAUCGUGCGCAAUUUGGCGCCGUUUUGCGAACCUGUUUGAAACGUCGCAGUCGCUGUUUUGGGCCUCGUUUGGUUUGGUGGAUUUGAUGGCGUUUGAGCUGGCCGGAAUCAAGAGCUUUACCAGGUUUUGGGCGCUGCUCAUGUUUGGUUCGUACAGUGUCAUCAACAUCAUCGUGCUGCUGAAUAUGCUGAUUGCCAUGAUGAGCAACAGCUAUCAGAUUAUUUCGGAACGUUCGGACAGCGAAUGGAAAUUUGCCCGCUCGCGGCUAUGGAUGAGUUACUUCGAGGACGGGGACACCCUUCCGCCGCCGUUCAACCUCGUGCCUUCGAUCAAAAACUUUGGCAAACUAUGCAAAUGCAGCAACGAAAAGCGACCCACCACCAGCAUCCUUAAACGCAACCGCGAAAAGGCCCAACGGCGCCACGAGAACGUGAUGAAGCUGCUGGUGCGGCGUUACGUCACGGCCGAGCAGCGCAAACGGGACGACUUUGGCAUCACGGAGGACGACGUGAUGGAGAUCCGGCAGGACAUUAGCACGCUGCGUUACGAGCUGAUCGACAUCUUCUCGCAGAACGGCAUGAAGACGCCGCACGUGAAGCCGUCGGACGGGGGCAGUGCGUUCGCUGGCAAGAAGGGCCGCGUCAUGGAGCGCCGCAUCCUGAAGGAUUUCCAGAUUGGCUUCGUAGAGGGCAUCCUGAACGAGCAGUUCAACGGGGACAACAAACCGGUUGACGUGUUCAGCACCAUCGCCAAGGCUAUCGGCGGAAAGACCAGCGCCAAAAAGAAACCCGAAGACUGGAACGCCCUGGUCCGGCGGAACACCACGGUCCGGGAUCCGAUCGGAAACUCAACCGAAGCCAUCAUGCGCCGCAGCCGGCAGAGCUUGCGCAAGCAGAUCAUCGACAACUCCAACCAGGGUCUGGAGAUGGACACGAACAAUCUGGUCGCGUUCAACCCCAAGCUGUCGGAGGUGACGCCGGUGACGCGAGUGGCGUACGUCAAGUUUAUGACCACCAAGUUGAAAAAGGACAUGAAGGACAUCGAAGGAGGCGAUUUGGAGGGUGAUGAUGAAGGUGGGGCUGAAAAUGCGGCCGGAAUCGCAAACGAACGACGAGGAUCGACCAAGCGGAGCUCGCUGAAGAAGUUGGUCGACCUGAAGGAUAAGAUCAAUAGCAUUGAAGCCGCCACGGCUGAUAACAAGUCUCCUGCAUCCCAAACGACAUCUCCUCAAAAAGAAGACGACAUUCCGCUCCGAGAAUCCCCACCCACAUCUUCCUCCCCGGUCACGAUCGAACCUCCUCCAGGACUGGCCAACACCACCUUCAAGGAUGAAGACCACCGCAUCGACAUGACCAAGGUCCGCGUCCGCUCCCCGGUCAUCGAAGACCCCAACGAGGACGGCGUAGCCAGCGAAGACGGCGACGGUCACUGUCUGUCCCCAAAACGAGUCGACAGCAUUCCGGAGCGACCAAACUCGCCCAUUCCAACGUCCACUCCACCGCUGGACAAGCGAACCGACGCCGGCAAGCCAUGCGCGGCGGACGUUUUGAAGGCAGGUUCAAUCAAGAGUCGGACCACUUCUCCGCCUCUGACGGUCGAAGCCGGUUCCUCAUCCCGGUCACCCACUCCGACCCGGUUCGAGGAAAAGAUGGUCAAACCCAGAACACCAACCCCGCCAAAGUCCCAGGACACCUUGUCGCCCACCGGUUCGACCAAGUGCCCACCGUCCCCAACGCCAUCCAAUCGCUUGGAACCGCCGAAAUCCCCCGCCCGAAGUGCGUCCCCGUCGCCCUCAAUCUGCUCCGACAAGGGCAAGUCCAAAGUCACCGGCAAAACAAUAAGCGGUUGGAUGUAGAAAUUAAAUUACUCGCGGUAUUUUGGCUAGUAUUUCCCUCCGAGUUCCCCAAACCCCCACCCCCAGAAACCCACCGACCAUCGUCCCUCGACGACCACAUUCCGGGCACCAAUUUGUGGCCCGGUUAUGACGGUUUUCAUUCAAACGUUGUGCGUUUUACGAAAUAAAUAAAGUGAUUUGAGUUGAUUCUUGAAUGUUAAUAAAACGCGACGAGCAAUCUCGCUUUGA
This is a messenger RNA of Culex quinquefasciatus (southern house mosquito), 4527 nucleotides long. It is a transcript of the gene trp, whose product is annotated as transient receptor potential protein. Gene Ontology annotation, molecular function: inositol 1,4,5 trisphosphate binding; store-operated calcium channel activity; protein binding. Gene Ontology annotation, cellular component: cation channel complex; membrane. The transcript has 14 exons. Gene Ontology annotation, biological process: calcium ion transmembrane transport; manganese ion transport; regulation of cytosolic calcium ion concentration. NCBI's taxonomy places the organism in Eukaryota, Metazoa, Arthropoda, Insecta, Diptera, Culicidae. The coding region runs from base 595 to 4299 and encodes 1234 amino acids. The record is from RefSeq and is a predicted model, not a curated record.